UGAUGAGUAGUGCAAUGUGGCUCAGAAAACUGGAGGGACCAUAGAAAGAUGGCAGGCAUUCCAGAUGUGAGCCUCAGCGCAGGCUGCCGAACCAUGCCCCUCAUAGGCAUGGGCACGGCGGUUUACCCCUUCGGGUGCGAAACCAUGAGAUCGGCGAUCAUCUACGCCAUUGAGAUUGGCUACAGGCACUUCGACACGGCUGCUAUCUACCAGUCGGAGCAGCCGCUCGGCGACGCCAUCGCAGAAGCCCUACUGCUUGGGCUCAUCAAUUCACGAGACGAGCUCUUCAUCACCUCUAAGCUGUCGUGCAACGACGGCUACAGUGACCGCGUCCGGCCGGCCCUCGAAAAGACACUCAAGAAUCUGGGAUUGGAGUAUCUUGAUCUCUACCUCAUUCAUUUUCCGGUGAGCUUAAAGCCAGGGGUGAAUGUGAUGCAAUUGGACAAGGAGGAUAUUGUCCUCAUGGAUUUCAAGUCUACAUGGGCAGCCAUGGAGGAGUGUCAGAGGGUGGGCCUCACAAGGUCCAUUGGGGUCAGUAACUUCUCCUGCAAGAAGCUGACCCAAUUAUUGUCCACAGCAGAGAUUCCUCCUGCCGUUAAUCAGGUGGAGAUGCACCCGCUCUGGCAACAAAAGAAGCUGCGGGAGUUUUGUGCCACGAAAGGUAUACAUGUGAGUGCGUACUCUCCGUUGGGUGGCAAAGGGACCCCGUGGGGCACUGGAGAAGUCAUGGACUGUCAUAUACUGAAAGAUAUUGCCCAGGCCAGAGGAAAGACUGUUGCUCAGGUUUCCUUGAGGUGGGUACACGAGCAAGGUGUGAGCAUGCUAGUUAAGAGCUUCAACAAGCAGCGGUUGACAGAGAACCUUCAAAUCUUGGAUUGGUCACUGAGCAAGGAAGAGCUGCACAUGAUUGAUCAGAUUCCACAGCGAAAAGGAUUUCCCUGCGUGUUGUUCGUCUCGGAUGUUGGUCCAUACAAAACACUGGAGGAGCUAUGGGACGGUGAGAUAUGAUGAGGAAUGCUAAUUGCACUCACGUGCAGAAGUGAGGCAC
Magnolia sinica is the source of this 1048-nucleotide messenger RNA. RefSeq names its product non-functional NADPH-dependent codeinone reductase 2-like. Gene Ontology annotation, molecular function: aldose reductase (NADPH) activity. Lineage: Eukaryota; Viridiplantae; Streptophyta; Magnoliopsida; Magnoliales; Magnoliaceae. The transcript has 4 exons. Gene Ontology annotation, cellular component: cytosol. The record is from RefSeq and is a predicted model, not a curated record. The coding region runs from base 49 to 1008 and encodes 319 amino acids.